CGAUCAGAGGGGAAUUGCUGGUGUUGUCGGAAUAGAAAACUCAGUGUGAAACGGCUUCAAACGGGGCCAAGAGCCAGACACGACGACAUGGCAAACAUCGGCAGUGAAAAAAAGUCCUUUUCCACCCGACAGCGUCUUUCCACCAACGCUGAUGACGAGCUCGCUGUCAUUGAAAAUGGGGACAGCAGGGCUCAGUCUCUCUGUGAUGAAGCGUCUUCAGAGUCCCACAGAAACUCCUUCACAGGAUCCGGGGCCGUGUCCAGGCUGUCUUACUUCUUCUUCAUGCUGUGGAACUGGGCGUCUCACAGAGUGCACCCCGAGGUCGAGCGGCACGACUCUUUCCUCGAGCGCUUCAGAGGCCCCGAGCUCAAAGACCUCGCCAGUCGAGAGAGCAACGCCCAGUCUGUGGGCCCCAACGACACCGCCCGAAACAGGAAUCUUGGCAGCAAGUGGCCGCUAGCUACUUACAACAUGAAUAACUGCAACAACACAGACGACAAAAAAGAGGAGAAAAAGGAGGAGAUUAAAAAAGAUGAGAAAAAAGACGAAGAGAAGAAAGACGAGGAGAAGAAGGAGGAGAAGAAGGAGGAGAAGAAGGAGGAGAAGAAGGAGGAGAAGAAGAAAGAGGAGAAGAAGAAAGAGGAGCCUCCGAAAGAGAUCUGGAUCAUGGAUCCCGCCACAGACCAGUACUACAGGUGGCUGACGGUCAUCGCAGGCCCAGUGUUUUAUAACCUGAUGAUGAUUGUAACAAGAUCCUGUUUUAACGAGCUGCAGGACACGUAUACGCACCUCUGGCUCUUCUUGGACUACGGUGCAGACCUCAUCUACUUCGGAGAUACGUUCGUCAGAGCGCGAACAGGUUACCUGGAACAAGGCCUGCUGGUAAAAGACUCGAAGAAGCUGAGAGAUAAAUACAGAACAACGCCUCAGUUCAAAUACGACAUGAUUUCAAUGAUACCCACCGAUCUGCUGUUUUUCAAAUUCGGAUACAACAACCCGGAGUUCAGAUUCAACCGUCUUUGCAAAAUGACGAGGCUCUUCGAGUUCUUCGAGCGGACUGAAACCAGAACCAGUUUCCCGAACAUGUUUCGUAUCAGCAACCUCGUGCUUUACAUCCUGGUUAUUAUCCACUGGAAUGCCUGUAUGUUCUUUGCCAUUUCGAAAACCAUUGGUUUUGGAACUGACACGUGGGUGUAUCCCAACAUCAGCCACCCUGAGCACGGACGCUUGGCCAGAAAGUACAUCUACUCGCUGUACUGGUCCACGCUGACCCUCACCACCAUCGGAGAGACCCCUGCACCGGUGAGGGAUGUCGAAUUCCUCUUUGUCAUUAGCGACUUCCUCACCGGCGUGCUGAUCUUCGCUAGUAUCGUCGGUAACGUCGGUGCCAUGAUCUCCAACAUGAACGCCUCCCGCGCCGAGUUCCAGGCAAAGAUCGACUCCAUCAAGCAGUACAUGCAGUUUCGAAAGGUCACCAAAGAACUGGAGGCCAGGGUCAUCAAGUGGUUCGACUACCUGUGGACUGAGAAGAAGACCUGCGAUGAGAAGGAAGUCUUGAAGAACCUCCCAGACAAACUGAAAGCCGAGAUCGCCAUCAACGUCCAUUUGGACACGCUGAAGAAAGUGCGUAUUUUCCAGGGUUGCGAGGCCGGUCUGCUGAUUGAGCUGGUGCUCAAGCUGCAGCCGCAAGUGUUCAGCCCUGGAGAUUACAUCUGUAAGAAGGGAGACAUCGGCAGGGAGAUGUACAUCAUCAAGGAGGGGAAGCUGGCUGUGGUGGCCGAUGACGGAGUCACGCAGUUCGUCGUGCUCAGCGAUGGCGCGUACUUCGGGGAAAUCAGCAUCUUGGGUAUCAAGGGCAGCAAAGCGGGAAACAGGAGAACAGCCAACAUCAGAAGCGUCGGCUACUCGGAUCUCUUCGCGCUGUCCAAAGACGACUUGGUGGAGGCUCUCACCGAGUACCCGGACGCCAAAAAGGCUCUGGAGGAGAAAGGGAAAGACAUCCUGAUGAAAGACAACCUGAUUGAUGAGGCGAUCGCCAACGCCGGCGCCGACCCCAAAGACCUGGAGGAGAAGAUCGAGAAACUUCAGAGCAACCUGGACCUCAUGCAGGGCAAGUUCGCCCAGCUGAUGGCGGAGUUCACCUCCAGCCAGAUGAGGAUGAAGCAGAGGGUCACCAAGAUGGAGGCCAAGGUGAAAUCCAUACAGCCGGAGGACCUGGCAGAAGUGAUCCCCGACCAGGACAAAAAGGUCCAGUAACGCGAGAGAAGACUUUACAGGAAACGAAGGGAUUUUUCAUUUAGAACAGCAACAGUGACACUUUCUAAAGGACCAUGUUUAUAAUCUAUUUGUACAUCUGUUUAUUAUCAUCAUAAUGUGUCAAAUUGUGUACAGUGUAUGCAGCAGUGUUCACUUCGUUAAGGAAAACUAUGACGACAAUAUGUUCGUCAACCUUUUCUUUCCUUUCUUCAUGACUAAGACGAGACGGCGACGCGAUGCUUUCAACAGAUCGAAUAAAGACGAGACUAAAAUGUAGUUUAAAGAAUAAAAACUUUACCGUGAUCUCUCCUUAUCAUCGUCACUUCUCUCUCAGUCGUCUCAGUCUGACAGUUGUCCACUUUAAAGCAUAACGUUUGCAGUUUGCAGGUCUGUAGGGGUCGAGCGGAGAAUUAACACGUGUUUGUGCUUGUUGGUGCAGUUCGGCUCUAAGACUUCAGAUAACGAUAAUAAGAUCAAAUCUUAUGUGAAAUAACUUCGACUUAAAUGACUAAAUUAUUAGUUUUGGCUCGACUAGAUUGACUGAAAUGUUUCGAUAUAAUCAGAUGACUAAGAAUAAAUAAAAAUAAAGAUGAUUCAAUUAAAGAAAUGACUAAAAUGUGACUAAACCCUAAUAAGACUAAAUCUAAAAUAGCCAAAUCAUUUGCAGCAAAUAUUACUGUGUUUAUAAUAUGAUGACAGACCAUAAUAUGAUGACAGACCAUUUCCAUGUUGGUCAGAAGCACUCGUGUGUGUGUCGACUGCAACGAUCAGUCGACUAAUUGGAAAAAUAAUCUGCAAAUAUUUUGAUAAUUAAUCUGAAUUUUUUCGUGCAAAAAAUAUCAGAAAGCUGUUUCAGCGUCUACAAUGUGGAGACUUCCUGUUUUCUAUCAUAUCAAAGUGAAUCUCUUUGGACAAAACAAACAUUUAAAGACUUCAGGAUGGACAUUUCUCAUAAAUGUUUUAACCGAUUCUGUCAUUAAGGACGUAAACAAAAGCUUUUCAGAUCAAUAUUAACACUUUCUCCCAGAGAACAUGGAUCAACCUGUUAAGUAUGAACUGAAUUACUUUUCACAAUAAUGCAACAUCCUUUUCAACUUUAUGUGAAUGUACAAAUAAACAAAUGCAGUUCUGUUUAUAAGUUAUUAUCAACACUAUUAGUUGUAAAUUGCGAUGUUAUAUGUAAAUAAACAUUAAAAUGUUCCUAUAAUGUUUGUCUAGAUUGUCAUGUUAAGAGAAGAGAUCAUUCUGUUGAAGUUUUAUCUUAGUGGAAAUUACUUUAAUGCAUAUUAAUGACAAAGUUUCUACAUUUUUCCACCUUUAUUUACUUUGCAUAAUAGUUGCUUUACAUAAGAGUUUCACAUUAUCUGCACAUUCUUUAUGUACCUGAGAUAUUUGGCCAAAUAAAACAUUUCAUGUGA
Cottoperca gobio is the source of this 3674-nucleotide messenger RNA. RefSeq names its product cyclic nucleotide gated channel subunit alpha 3a (gene cnga3a). Gene Ontology annotation, cellular component: intracellular cyclic nucleotide activated cation channel complex; plasma membrane. Gene Ontology annotation, biological process: monoatomic cation transmembrane transport. Gene Ontology annotation, molecular function: intracellularly cGMP-activated cation channel activity; cGMP binding; protein-containing complex binding. The coding region runs from base 88 to 2256 and encodes 722 amino acids. The record is from RefSeq and is a predicted model, not a curated record. Lineage: Eukaryota; Metazoa; Chordata; Actinopteri; Perciformes; Bovichtidae. The transcript is spliced from 9 exons.